Cryptococcus amylolentus CBS 6039 is the source of this 975-nucleotide messenger RNA. RefSeq lists its product as hypothetical. Gene Ontology annotation, molecular function: protein binding. The transcript is spliced from 5 exons. NCBI's taxonomy places the organism in Eukaryota, Fungi, Basidiomycota, Tremellomycetes, Tremellales, Cryptococcaceae. The coding region runs from base 1 to 975 and encodes 324 amino acids. The record is from RefSeq and is a predicted model, not a curated record.
AUGGCCUCAGACACCGUUCACCACAACGGCAAUGGUGCCGCUUCCCUCAAUGGGGACCCCGAGACCGCAAAAGUGCCCAGCAACGAAAUCGACCCCAUAUUCCAUGCAGUCAGCUUGGCCAGGGGAAUUUUCAAUGUUGGAUACAUCAACCAAGAAUGGUCGGACAUUCAGCUCAUGUUCUUUGCGAGCGGGCUGAAGGCUCACCGACUCAUUCUUGCGAGAAGCCCCUACUUGGCUCACUUGAUGGCGGCCAGCGCCCCCGGAUCUACUAUCGAGCUCUCAUUUGCCGAUGUCAAUAUUACUCAGGAAGCUGUGCACAUAUCUCUUCAGCACCUCUACAAUCCCUCUCUUAGCCUUGUUCAGCCCGGAAACUCUCGUGCGGUCCUUUCCACUGCCUUUUUGUUCGGUGGCAUGCCCGAGCUUGUCCACCACGCGUAUCUCAUCAUCCGCGAUUCGAUCGAUGCCAGCAAUGCCGUAGACCUCGUGCGCUGGCUCGAAGUCCCGCCUGAUUCAGCAAUGUUCGGCCAGCAGCAGCACCCCAAAGCUGCUAAUGGGGUGCAGAACUCGGAGGGAGGGAUAUCGGCGUGGUUGGACAACCCUUAUCCCCGGUACGGAGAGUGGACAAUCCGAUUGAAGCAUGAUGUGCUCAAUUACCUCCUCAAUGACCUCCCUUUACGCGUCGUUCAAGAGGACAAGCUCGCCACCCCAGACAACGCCCUUGUGACCACCUACUCCCUCCUCCCCUAUGAACUCUUUAAAUCCCUCGUGGAAUCUUCCGAUCUCCCUAUAACUUCCCCACAAGACCGGUUCUCCUUUGCCAAGAGAGUCCUUGCUCAAAGGAAAAAGUCUGUCGUCUCUGGGACGCCGCAGAUGGAGGAGAAUGUGGUGCUUGCUUUCAGAGGGGGUGACGGUAUGGAAGUGCACGUUACGAGGAGGCCAAAGAAGGGGAGGGCUUUUUACAAGGUCGAAGGAUAG